Molecule: messenger RNA, 789 nt
Organism: Acanthosepion pharaonis
Lineage: Eukaryota; Metazoa; Mollusca; Cephalopoda; Sepiida; Sepiidae
Source: the annotation of a GenBank genome assembly
AUGGCUCUCUACAACUUCCUGUAUUUUAUACCUUUAAUUCUAUCUAUCUAUCUAUCUAUCUAUCUAUCUAUCUAUCUAUCUAUCUAUCUAUCUAUCUAUCUAUCUAUAUCUAUCUAUCUAUCUAUCUAUCUUUUCAUAUCUUAUCUAUCUAUCUAUCUAUCUAUCUAUCUAUCUAUCACAUUCUUCAUAUCUAUCUAUCUAUCUAUCUAUCUAUCUAUCUAUCUAUCUAUCUAUCUAUCUAUCUAUCAUAUCUGUCGAUCUAUCUAUCAAUUAGCCUUUUCAUGUCUAUCUAUCUAUCUAUCUAUUACAUUCUUCAUAUCUAUCUAUCUAUCUAUCUAUCUAUCACAUUCUUCAUAUCUAUCUAUCUAUCUAUCUAUCAUAUCUGUCUAUCUAUCUAUCUAUCAUAUCUAUCAUCUAUCUAUCUAUCUAUCUAUCUAUCUAUCUAUCUAUCUAUCUAUCUAUCUAUCUUAUCUAACAAGGCUCUAUCUAUCUAUCUAUAAAUCGUCAUAUCUUUUCUUUCUAUCUAACAAAAAAAAAAAAUAUCUAACAAAAAAAUCUAUCUAUCACAAACUUCAAACAAACAAUCUAUCCGACAAAUAUUUAUCGUCAAAUAAGAACGAUCUAUCAAUCAAAAACUUCAUUAUCUAUCUAUUUUCUAUCUAUCUUUUUCGAAAUUCCGCAUCUAUCUAUCUAUUUUCAUCUAGUGGGUAUCUAUCUAUCUAUCUAUCACAUUUUAAUCUCAUCUAUCUAUCUAGACAUCUAUCUAUCUAUCUAUCUAAUCUCAUUUAA